AGUAGAGAGACUGGUCUCAGCUGUUUAAGCCGAGGUGUUGAGGUGGGAGUGUGUGUAGAGCUGCACCAGACAUCACACACACCUUCACCUGUCCACUACACUGUAACUCGCCUAAUGUGAACAUCCAGCUACCCGACACGCACUCUAUAACGACCGUAGUGUUUCCAACGAACCGUGUGGGAGCUGCCUAGUAUCUCAGUGGCACAAGACAUACUUGCACCUAGUUAGUUGACUUGCAAUUAUUUUCCCGUAGACUGAAGUGAUCGACAUUAAACAGUGAAUUCGCCUUCAUAAAAAAUCAUGAGAGUGUCGGUGACGAUCAUUGGCGUCCUCCUGGGGACGCUGCUGGGGCUCGUAGAUAUGCAGCUUAUACAGCCGUUCAGGCAGAUACGUCGACCCUCUGAUAACUCCCGGGAGAAUGACAACCCUAGCAAUAAAAGAUUUAUUGUCCGCCUACCUCAAGAUUAUUCCCAGGUUGUGUCAGGUUCUGCUCAAAGACCUUUCUUUCUUCCCCAGCUCAUUAGACAAAAAGAGAAUCGGCAGUCAGGACAGGUAUCCACAGUGAUUAGGCAACCAAAUUUUACUCCAACUGGUAAUAGUCAAAUAUCCUUCACAGCCCCACAACCUCAGCGUCUUCAACAGUUCGGGAAUGGUCAAGGAAUAUCAUUUGCACAGUCUAAUUUUCAACCAUCCAUCAACAGCCAAUUAGGUCUGGUAACCCAACAGCCUAAUCGUCAGCAACAGACUGGAAAUAACGGAUUUUCAGGAACUCUAGAGACUGCUCGUCGUGAACAAAUGGAAAGUGUCCAAGUAAUCCCACCACAGGUUAAUCCUAGUUUACAUCCUUUGAGUAGUCAAGCAUUCGUAGGAACUCUAUCUCCUAGCCGUCAACAAACUGAGCUUGCUCCAGGAAUCACAGGAAUAACUCAACCCAGUCGUGAGCAAACCGGGAUUGGGCAAGGAUUCCAAGGAACGCAACAACCUGAUCGCGAACAAACCGGGGUUGGGCAAGGAUUCCAAGGAACACAUCAACCUCUUCCUCAUCAAGCUGGAGGUUCCAGCCAGUCUCUCCUCGGAGGCUCCCCAGGGAGCGAACCAGCUGCUGGCCAUGCAGAUCGUCACCAUCUGUGUUUAGUGAGACCAGAGCCUGGAGAAUGUAGGGGAGCUUUCCCAAGGUACUUCUACGACCCAGAGAGUGACCAGUGUGAUUGUUUCGUCUACGGUGGUUGUGGGUUAGAGGGUCUCCAGCCCAAUUUCAAAUCACUUAAGGAUUGUCAACGCUCCUGUCUCCCCACCAACCUGCAGGAAGGACCCAAAUGUAGGAUUAUCUUCAGUGAUGAGCAGACCGUUUUUACUCAUAAGGCACAUGCGUCCCCCCCAUUCCAGAGUCAUGCAUCCGCCAAUAAGUUUUUAAGUAUGAUUAUCCAACAAGGGAGUCAACCAUUAAACUAGUGUUUCCCAACCUAGGUGGUACUACCAUCUAGUGAACGCUUUUACAAUACAGAGGAUUAAUAUGCUGAUUGUAAUAAUGUUGGUAGAAUUACCGACAAUAUGUAAAGUAAAAGGACACAAGUGCAACUAAUGUGACAUUUUAUUGUGGCAACGUUUCGCUCCCCU
Cherax quadricarinatus is the source of this 1617-nucleotide messenger RNA. RefSeq lists its product as uncharacterized. Gene Ontology annotation, molecular function: serine-type endopeptidase inhibitor activity. The record is from RefSeq and is a predicted model, not a curated record. NCBI's taxonomy places the organism in Eukaryota, Metazoa, Arthropoda, Malacostraca, Decapoda, Parastacidae.